AAACGACCGAAAAUGUCAAAAUGCCAUGAAUUUACAGGAUGAUAGAUAAGACAGAUGUAUCGCUUUCGUGCAUUUGCAGUAGAGAGUGGAUGUCUCAUGCAUGCAUAGGUGGGAUACACAUGAUGGGACGUAAUGGAUACAGACAGGCAAAGUUAGAAUUCACUAAGAUACAAUGACGUGGGCCAUCAAACUGCACAAAUCAUAAACUAGACCAAGGGUGGAUGCUUCACCGGUACCUCUGGCCAUCGGUAAAAAAAAGAUUUGAGCUAGAUGUGGUGUCACUUGCUCAAUAGUGGCAAGACCAGCUCCUGGAGAUGACUUUGCGCCCAUUAACUCUGGAACGAGCGAGCAGCCCCUGAUUCCCCAUUGUCCGUGGCCUCCCGAGCCGCCGAUCCCCAUGGCCUCCAGUGAGCUGCCGCCGUCGCGGAAGAAAUCCACUCCGACCACCAUAUGCGCCCUCGGCGACGACCUCCUGCGCGAGGUGUUGCUCCGCCUGCCCUCCCUCCCGACCCUCGUCCGCGCCGCGCUAACCUGCCCCGCUUUCCUCCACGCCGUCCGCUCGUCCCCCGCGUUCCGCCGCCGCUUCCGCGACCUCCACCCGGCCCCGCUCCUGGGCGUCUUCCUCGACAUCUACGGGCCCGCCAUGCCCGCCUUCGUGCCCGUCCGCCGCCGGUCCGACCCGGACCACGCCGCGGCCGUCCGCCGCGCCGACGUCUUCCUCACCCGGGUCCCCGAAGACGAAGAAGAAGGCGGAGGCGAAGACGAAUUGGAAGUCGGAUACGUCGACGGCCCCGGAUGGUUGAUGACGGAGUGCCGCGAUGGGUACGUGCUUCUCUGCCACCUGCUCACCAAGCGGGCGGCCGUCUACGACCCCCUCACGCGGGGCCUGCAUCUUCUCUCACCGCCGCACGCAGAGAUCUGCGCAGAAGACCCCGAAGUGGCCGAGGUUGAGUUCCACGUCCUCACCUCCCAAGAGGACCGCCGGUCGCUCCGCUUGCUCUGCAUCUGCAAGGAAAGGAGAGCAGCCAAGGUCGCUCUCUUCUCCGCGGACAGCAGGGAGUGGCAGAUCUCCCCAGAAGCGGGGAGCCUGCAGCUGACGGCAAGAGGCAAUGGUACGCUUGUCAACGGGUGUGUCUACUGGGCAUCUGCAGACAAUAUCCAUGUGCUCAACACCGCGACACUGCACUUCUCCCGGAUGGAUCCGCCGCCGCAUAUGCAACACAGCUACUACAAGGGUGUCAAGGUCGGCGAGACCAGUGAUGGAAAGCUCUGUGUCGCCUGGGCAACUGAUCUACUGCUUAAGGUUUGGGUCUGGAGAGCCACCGCCGCCGGUGUCGACAAUUGGAUGCCGGACACAGACAAAUCGAUGCUGGAUGAGAUCCGUGAAUUGGAGGUGCCAUGUUUAGAUGAAGACCCUGUACUGGAGGUUAAGGCAAUCAUCGGUGGCAUCGUGUAUUUGUCUGCCUACGAGGCAUCGAGUCCCAGUGCUUGCUGGUUGCUAUCCUUCUGCACUGAAACAGAGAAGCUGAACAAGGUCUGCCCUAUCACCAACUCUGAUUUUUUCUAUCCCUAUUUGAUGGCGUGGCCUCCUCUUCUGUAUGCAACAAGGUGAACUCUCUUGGCUAGAAGCCUAGAAGUGGCUUGACUAGUCAGAGGAGUAAAAAAACUAGAACUCAGGUAAUUUUAUCGGCACUACGGAUAUUACGUUUUGUUAUCUGACUGACGAUGAUAUCUUUGCUACGUGUAAGUCAAGAAUUCAAGAUGUCCAGGUCCAGUCCAGGUGUUGUUGGGAAUUGCAAGUUAUUAUUUCCGCUGGCUUGUUAUCAUUAUGAGCAAAUGAUGCCCGUGGUAUAAAAACUUGGCAGACACCAGUAGUUUAGUCCAUCAACUCCCAGUAUUAACGAUCGACACCCUAAACUUGGCAGGUUAGAGCAUAUAUGGUCCUAUGUGUUCCACGCCCAUUGCUUUGCUAGUGCAUAUAUGUUCCUGUAUUAUGUCGACGUGGCUUCGCUGGUGCUCGCUUAUCCACUUUGGUCUCUGGAUUCUUGUUCCUGUGUGCAGAGGCGGAGACAGGGGGGGUGCGAGCAGGGGUCAGACACCCCCCUAUUUGCGCAAUUGUGCUUACUCCUUGGCUGCUUCAUGUUAUGUGCUAUCAGCUGGGUGAACCUAGUCAUGUUAUCUACUCACGUUUCUGAUUGUCAGCUUGUCCACUAUGAAUUUACGAAGAAACUGAAUUUAAAUAACUUAUUUCUCUUCAAUUUGCUAUCGAUGAAGUAUAAUUUUGUUUACUGCUAGUGCUAAGCUGCACCCAUCCGGCAUAUGGUUACCUGGAGGGUACGGGCAUGAGCAGAUUUUUGUGCAUGUUGGCAUGGGUAAGGGUGGGGUUUUGUGUCUGUGAGCAACUUGGGCGUGGGUAUGCGAUCCCGGUACAAUUGUUGGUAGUGUAAAAUGAUUCAUGACAACACUGAGGCUCCAUACUCCCAUCUGUUGCUUAUUCUACCAUUGUCCGAUUGUUGUAUAAUUUCCUUCAGAAUUGCUAGUUUCACUGUGAAAUAUUAGUAGUAGGAACUCAAAAUGUGCGAAAAUUCAGCUGAAACAUGAGAGAAACUGAGUUCGGUCAUAAUCAACUUUAUGACAUGAAAUUUCGGCCGGACAUUUGCUCGUUGUAACAUCAACUCUUUUUUAGAGUAAAGUUGCAACAUGAAUGUUUUCUUUUUGACAACCCACUCACUACACACAGCAAUCGAUUUUUUUUUAAGCACAACACAGAAA
Molecule: messenger RNA, 2772 nt
Organism: Aegilops tauschii subsp. strangulata
Lineage: Eukaryota; Viridiplantae; Streptophyta; Magnoliopsida; Poales; Poaceae
Molecular function (GO): protein binding
Source: RefSeq, a predicted model, not a curated record